Molecule: messenger RNA, 1267 nt
Organism: Chanos chanos (milkfish)
Lineage: Eukaryota; Metazoa; Chordata; Actinopteri; Gonorynchiformes; Chanidae
Gene: ogfod2
Product: 2-oxoglutarate and iron-dependent oxygenase domain containing 2
Exons: 7
Coding region: 1-1038 (345 amino acids)
Molecular function (GO): L-ascorbic acid binding; iron ion binding; oxidoreductase activity, acting on paired donors, with incorporation or reduction of molecular oxygen
Source: RefSeq, a predicted model, not a curated record
AUGGGUAAGUUCUACACCUGCAGUUGCUUUUGCACUGAUAAUAUUUUUCUUGAAGAAUACAAGCUCCAUGUUCGAUUCGUGAACGAAAACCAAUUUAGGACGGAUUAUCAAAUGAUCUUGAGAUCUCGUGGCUGUAAUACCGAUUCUCAAUUCCACUGCGUCCUCGAGAAGGUCCGUCUCGAGAUUGAUAGGCGCCGCACUCUAGGAGUAAAAUCAGCAGAAAGAGAAGCUACCAUAAGAGAGACGUACAAACCUCUUCACAAACACGUUUAUCAUUUGCAGGAGUCAUUUCUGGCUCCCGGAUUUCUGGAAAUAGUCAAAUAUUGCAGCGGCGAAGAUGCCAGCAAAGACGGACUGAUGAAACUGAUACAUGAAGAAGCAGCACCAAGGGUCUAUCGCUUCCCUGUGUUCAGUAAGGAUUUCUGUCAGGAGUUGAUAGAGGAGCUGGAGAAUUUUGAACAGUCAGAGGCACCGAAAGGCAGGCCAAACACCAUGAACAACUAUGGGAUUCUCUUAAAUGAGUUGGGCUUUGACGAGGAUUUCAUCACACCACUGAGGGAGAAGUAUUUACAUCCAGUCACUUCUAUACUAUACCCUGACUGUGGGGGGCAGUGUCUGGACAGCCACAAAGCUUUUGUAGUAAAAUAUGCCAUGAAGGAAGACUUGGAUCUCUGCUAUCACUAUGACAAUGCUGAGGUCACUCUGAAUGUCUCACUGGGAAAAGAGUUCACAGAGGGCAAUCUGUACUUUGGAGACAUGAGACAGGUCCCCCUGAGUGAGACGGAGUGUGUGGAAGUGGAGCAUCAUGUGACAGAGGGUUUGCUCCACAGGGGUCAACACAUGCAUGGAGCUCUGCCCAUCACCUCUGGCCUCCGCUGUAACCUCAUCAUAUGGAUGAGGGCCUCCCGUGAACGGAACCAGCUCUGCCCCAUGUGCGGCAAGAAACCCACGCUAGUGGAGAGCGACGGCUUUGCAGACGGUUUCACCGCCGACGCUACCGGGCCAACAGCCCAGCAAACGUCAUGCCUUUUAACUUAAGCCGAGAUUCAAGAGGCUAGUCAAAGCAUCUGUGAACAGUCCGAAACGGCUUUGUCUCAUACAAAUAACUAUUGGGUUGAAAUGAGGGCUAAUUUGAUUUAGGCCAGACAAUAUUGUUCUGGCAACACUGUUUUCUUGUAUUUACAAAAUGCCAGAUAUUUUAUCUCUCUGGAGUGGUUCACUGACAGUUUGCUUGAAUGAAGCUCUUACUCUCUGCUGGAUUGCAUUA